CCUUUCGGUUUGACUCGGCUGCGCUGUCUGCAGAAGGACCACACGCACAGACUUCGGUAAAAGUUUGUUUCUUCGCCGCGCUCCUGCUCCAGACAUGCCUCCAACUACGCAGCUCAAAGAGGCAGUGGCCGAUGUGAAAGAGGGCAUCCGCGCCAUCCUACUCGGACCUCCGGGAGCAGGAAAAGGGACCCAGGCCCCUCGUCUGGCAGAGAAGUACUGCGUGUGUCACUUGGCCACCGGAGACAUGUUGAGGGCCAUGGUGGGUUCAGGUUCUGAGCUCGGGAAAAGACUCAAACAGACUAUGGACGCCGGAAAACUGGUGAGUGAUGAGAUGGUGGUCGAGCUUAUAGAGAAGAACCUGGACACACCCCCCUGCAGCAAAGGAUUUCUAUUGGAUGGAUUCCCCCGAACAGUCAAACAGGCAGAGAUGCUUGAUGACCUUCUGGACAAGAGGCAGGAGAAGUUGGACUCUGUCAUUGAGUUUGCCGUCGAUGAUUCUCUGUUGGUUCGCAGGAUCUGUGGCAGACUGAUCCAUCAACCCAGUGGCCGCUCCUACCAUGAGGAGUUCAACCCGCCCAAAGAGCCCAUGAAAGAUGACGUGACCGGGGAACCUCUGAUACGCCGCAGUGAUGACAAUGAGACGACUCUUCGCUCUCGUCUGGAUGCGUACCACAGACAGACCGCCCCCCUGGUUCAGUACUACAGCGCCCAGGGCAUCCACAAGGCCAUAGACGCUGCACAGAAUCCCAACGUCGUGUUCGCCUCCAUCAUUGCUGCCUUCACUGCCGCCACGGAUUCUCGCGCCGCUGCCUCAAAUUGAGUCUAGACCUGCUCCCAGGACUGGACAUGGACCGGGAUCAGACCUGGACUCAGAGAUGGACAGAUCGAGGGAGAGAAUCCAGAAAAACAGUGACACUGAAUCCUCAUAGUUUACAAAGCUUUAAUGAUUUCCAGUGAGCCUCUUUAAUGUGAUCAUGUUUUCUAUUAACUGUCCAUUAUACCAGCAUCACUACAGUUAUCACCCUUUCCCCUCAAAUAAAUAUGCUUUUCUAUAACAA
This is a messenger RNA of Periophthalmus magnuspinnatus, 1058 nucleotides long. It is a transcript of the gene ak2, whose product is annotated as adenylate kinase 2. The record is from RefSeq and is a predicted model, not a curated record. Gene Ontology annotation, biological process: ADP biosynthetic process. Gene Ontology annotation, cellular component: cytoplasm; mitochondrion. The transcript has 7 exons. NCBI's taxonomy places the organism in Eukaryota, Metazoa, Chordata, Actinopteri, Gobiiformes, Gobiidae. The coding region runs from base 95 to 820 and encodes 241 amino acids. Gene Ontology annotation, molecular function: ATP binding; AMP kinase activity.